Fusarium sp. VM40 is the source of this 1344-nucleotide messenger RNA. NCBI's taxonomy places the organism in Eukaryota, Fungi, Ascomycota, Sordariomycetes, Hypocreales, Nectriaceae. The record is from the annotation of a GenBank genome assembly.
AUGAGCAUCCGUCGAAAUGACGUCCCGGACUAUGGAACCGGUAUCCUCCCGGUGAUACCUCCUGACGCGGCGCUGCCAGACCGCGAUCCUCGCAGCAAUGCCGCAACGGCUGCCUCAGCAGCUGGUGUUCGCGCCUUGAGCACCCAGCUUAUCGCCUUUUACUUCCGCGCGCCUGCAAAGGCUUUCUUCAGAACCCGUGUGGACUAUCUCGCCUACGCGAGAACUAUUCACCAGACGCAGACGAAGCUUAUGAUGAAGGCUGCUGCAAACGACGCUUCUGCUUCUGCAUUUACCACAUUUAUGCGCCAAAGUUGGCUACUGUUGAGAAGUACGACACCUGGAGUGUUAACGUCAGCUAUCAAGCAUCAAGGAUGGGGAAUUGUGCCGAAUCAGAUUUUACCGCCGCUUAUUGCGAAUGUCGGCGUCGGUGCAGUUUUGUACACCAGUUAUCUCCAAAUCCUAGGACGACUCCAUGAAGAAAGCGGCCAAGCGCGGACAAGAGUAUAUCCACCACCUCACCCAACACACACCUUCACAGCUGGUCUACUUGCCGGAGGCCUUCAAAGCGUAUUGGCAGCACCCUUGGAUGCCCUUCAAGCACGUUAUGACCAUCGGGAUUUGAUGCCGAACGACGGUAGCGGUAAACCCAGAAGUAUGUGGGCAUUUGGUUCAGAAAAGCUUCGCGAAAUCGGACUCAAAGGAAUAUUUGCAGGCUGGAGCCUUUCUCUGGCAAAAGACAGUUUGGGAAGCGCCGUAUUCUUCAGCACGUUCGAGUAUGUCAAGGCCCAGGGCUACUACCGCUUCGUUACAUGGUACUACGGCGGUCUGGCCGAGGACAUUGUCGACGUGCUAGCCAUGAAGCGUCCGACACACGAACACCGUCAGGACGAAGGUAUCAGACUGAUUAGACCCCACUACGCCCUCGAGCCCAUGUUUCUCCUUUUCGCUGGUAUCAGCGCCUCUUUCAACCAACAAAUCCUUCUGCAUCCUUUGACACACUUCCAAGUCAAGCACUGGGACCAUCUAGAAGACCUCGACGCCAAAGCCGCCAAGCUUCGUGCCUCCAGAGUAGCCAACCCAGAAAAGCCACAUCGGCGGUGGAGGAUGAUGCGUGCCUACUACCAUGCUUACCAAGAAUCAUUGGCGGUAUGUAGAGGAGAGGCAGCAAGCGAAGGGUUGUCUCUAUCGAAAUGGCUGUACCGUGGGUUCUGGUGGAAUGCAAUCCGCCAAGUGCCCAGCACAAGUGCGGGUUUGAUCAUAUUUGAGCUGAUACGACGCAAGUAUGGACUUGGACAGGAAGAGGUCAGGAUUACAAAGGAUGGAUAUGACAUUCUCCUUCACUAG